AUGUUGAAGCCAAGCUGGUCGAUUCUAACGCUGAUUACAGGUUUUGUAGUAUGGUACUGGCUGACAGGAAAACCUAAAAACAACGAAAGCUUUCGUAAAAAGAAUGUGAUCAUAACUGGCGCUUCGACGGGUAUCGGCGAACAAAUUGCGUACAGAUUUUGUGAGCAAGGCGCCAAUGUUUUGAUUACAGCAAGACGAGAAUUGGCUCUGAAAACCGUCGUCAGAAAAUGUUAUGAAUUAGGCGGUGGAUCAAGUGCAUACAUUGUCGCCGAUUUACAGAAUGAUAAUGGUUCCAGGGCUCUCUAUGAUGAGUCUUUGCGUCAUUUUAAAACAGUGGACGUUCUGGUACUUAACCACGUUUUUUAUGAAAUUAAAAAUUGGCAACAUGACAGAAAGUUUGAUGAAAUACAGAAAGUAUUUAACAUUAACGUUAUAAGUUAUAUACAGCUUACAACAUUGUUCUUACCCAGUCUCCAAGCAUCAUCAGGACGAGUUGUAGUGAUAUCAUCUGGCAUGGGAGUUCUAACCUAUCCUUAUUUUGCAUUAUAUUGCUCAAACAAACACGCACUGCACGGUUUUUUCAACGCUCUUCGACAAGACUUUGCAAUGGAUCCAGAACGAAUAAAUAUGACGAUAACAAUAAGCGUUCUAGGUGCAAUCGCUACAGAGAAUGCAAUGAAAGCAUCUCCUAACAAUCCUAUAGCUGGUAGUAACGGCUGGUAUCGUUUCAGUGCUGUCGACGCUUCAGUGGCUAUCCUGGAGGGAUCGUUAUAUCGUGAAAGACAAAUUUACUUUCCUAGUUCUAUGAAAUUACACGAGUUUUUCAGCGUGAAUUUCCCUGUGUUCACAGAAUGGCUCAUAAGAUAUGCGUACGGUCUUAAGUCGUAAAUAUUUAUCAUUAAUACUAAAGAAAAUUGCUCGAUGGAGAUCGUACGAAAGAAAAAUUAACAAAUUUCGACGUAAACACAACAUGAUACUUUGCCUACAACAUAAACAUAUCGCAGUAGGAUCUUAGCAAAUAGAUUAUUUAAAAUUUUAAAACGAAAAACUUCAGAACAGGACUUGAAACUGUCUAUGUCAUAUAUAACUUGAAUGUACAAUAACACAUGUAUACUACGAUAUAUAUACGUUUUCUUGUCAUUUUACUAUCCAAUUCCACCACCAACUUUCAUCAACCGUCACCAUCAACAUCGAGUGACAUUAAACUGGAGUGCGAAGGAGCUGUUUAAACAAAGAAAAUAAAUGUCUUUGAGAAAGAAAUAUUUUCUCUGUUAAACAGAAUUUGAAUCAUCAAAAUGUCUACAUAAAAAAACGUCAAAAUGAAUUAUUCAUUUUUUUGAUUUUUACAUACUUUGAAUUUCGGAAACGGCCUCACCACAUAACUUUCUUAAUUCAAUCCAGCUAAACAUAAUGCUGGUCACGAUGCUACGAAUAUCUAAGAAGGCACCAACUAAAUCUACAACCUAGCUACAGUGAACUAAGACAUCUACAUUAGUAAAGAUAUUCUUACAUUUAGAAACUAUAUCUUCAACCGACUUACAGUGAUCUAAGAUAUGCAAUUCUUUCACUAAUUAACGAUCAAAACAUGUAAUGAUGUAAUGAAGAUAUUUACUGGUUGUUGAUGUGUUGGAGUUGUAGACAUACUCCUUAAAGGAAUGUGAUAGUCAUUUUCACAAAAGAUUCUGUCAUUCAUGAGAUAAACUCGAUCUCCUGUGGCAGGCCUCUGUCGGCAUACACAACAUGUAAAACAUUGUAUAUGGCAGAAUUUGUCUCGCAACUUCAUUACCAUCUCUCCAGGAGGUAUUACCUCAGAACAAACAGCGCAUGCGCUACCAGAACCGUAUAACCUAAGAAAGACGGGGGAAAAUAGGGAAAUUAGCAAAUUUACAUUGAAAUCGAGACUCAACAACGUGAAAUUUCGUUCCGAUGUAUCUGCUGCAGUAAAUGUUGAGAUCUACCACAAAAAUGAUGUAUCUACUGCAGUAAAUGUUAAGUAAAUAAUAAAGACCUUUUCACGCAAAAAUUAUUAAGAUGAUAGUUGAAAUAAAAAUUCCAUUCCAACACCAAA
Xenia sp. Carnegie-2017 is the source of this 2068-nucleotide messenger RNA. RefSeq names its product hydroxysteroid 11-beta-dehydrogenase 1-like protein A. NCBI's taxonomy places the organism in Eukaryota, Metazoa, Cnidaria, Anthozoa, Malacalcyonacea, Xeniidae. The record is from RefSeq and is a predicted model, not a curated record. Gene Ontology annotation, molecular function: oxidoreductase activity. The coding region runs from base 1 to 888 and encodes 295 amino acids. Gene Ontology annotation, cellular component: intracellular membrane-bounded organelle. The transcript is spliced from 2 exons.